AUGGAUGAUUAAACUAUAACUAAUUGUGCAAUAAAAGAAAAAAAUAUAGAAAAAUUGUGUAGGUUAAUACCAGACUCAUUAACUGAAGAACUCAAAUAUGCCCUUAAACAUUCUGUAGAAAAUUUAUUCAAUGAAGAAGCAGAUUUAGAUAAGCUUUAAGAAUAUAUCACUUAAGUUCAUUCUGAUGACCUAAAUAUCUAAUAUUAAGGGUUAAAUAGAAAUCGAAAACUAUUGAAUAAUUCUCAAUUAGCAUUACCAAAAGAAUAACUAAUUGAAAUUUUACUUCAAAAUAAUUUUUCAAUAAAAAUUUUUCAAAUAGCCAUAAACAGCAAGAUUCAAUUGUUGUAAUAUGAAGCGCUUUGGAUUAUUUAUAAUAUUGUGUGUGUAACAUAAUAAGAAAUGUAAAAUAUUAUUGUUAAUAAUGGAAAUAAUAUCCUUCUCUUAGUUGAUGAAUCUUAACUUGAUGAAAUCAUUGAAUUAGUAAUUUGCAUUUUAGCUAAGAUUUCUGGCGAAAGUGUUUAAUUUAGAAAUAUGCUUAUAGAGAAAGGAAUUGUUGAACAAUUACUCAAAUUAGCCCCAUGCUAUCAAUGGAAUAAUCCAGAUAUUUUUACAGCAAUAGUAUGGACUAUGGCUAACUUAGCGAAAUAAAAACCUAUUUUUAUUAAGGUAUAUUAUUUACUUGAGAAAAUAGCCUAGUAAGUUAUUAACAUAAAUUCUUUCAGAACUAUUAUCUUCAAUUGAAGAUGAAACCCAGAUAAUGUAUGCUUGUUGGGGAUUGAAUUAUUUAAGCGAUAAUGAUGAUGGCCAAUAAUAUUUUUCAAUAAAACCACCAGUUAUUCAAAAAUUAACUUUAUUACUAAAUUCCAAAAAUGAAUCUCUUAUAAUUCCAGCUUUAAAGACUAUAGGAAACAUUUUGACAGGAAAUGAAGUGUAAACAGCUAAGGUUUUGAACACUGGAGUCUUAAAACCGUUUGAAAUGUUACUAUCAUAAAAUUACAGUGAAGUAAUUUAAAGAGAAGUAAAAUCAAGUUUAUAUUUAAGGUUUGUUGGUCUUUGUCUAAUAUUGUUGCUGGUACUUCAGAUUAAGUGAACUAAAUUCUCAAAAAUGAUUCACUCUUAAAAGCCCUAUUUAGAUAAUUUUAAUAGGGGGACUCUAAAAUCUUCAAAGAAAUGUCAUAUUUUCUAUCUAAUUUAAUAAAUUAUACAGAUUUAAAAAGUAUAGACCAAUUUUUAACAUAAUAUGAUUGCUUUUAAAAAAUAUCAAUCAUGCUAGACAUGGAAGAUGAAACAAUAAGAAGAAUAAUUCUAGAAGGAAUUUUGGAAUUUUCAAAAAAAAGUAAAAAUUCAAUCAUAUUAAGUCUAAAUAAAUGCAAAAUUAUAGGUAUAUAGGUAAUUGAUGCAUGAUUCAAAAAUUAUUGACAAAGUUAAAAUAAUGUAAAAUUAUGUUACAGAUGAAAUUUCUGAUUAGGCUAACCAAAUUUUGAAGACUUUAGAUUUGGAAGAAAUUGUUUGA
Molecule: messenger RNA, 1513 nt
Organism: Paramecium octaurelia
Lineage: Eukaryota; Ciliophora; Oligohymenophorea; Peniculida; Parameciidae
Source: the annotation of a GenBank genome assembly